CAACUCGCUCUGUUCGGCCUCUUUUAACCGUCACCACCGUCAACUCCCCAACACCCAACACCAACUCCACAUCCAUCACCAUCACCACCGCUCCUGCGGCCUACGCUCUGCUGUGCUCGCCUCGUCGCCCCCUGCAGCAACUUCAGUCCAACGCUGCAACCCCGCUGCAACGCUUCUGUCCGGCUCCCGCUCCACGCACACACUCGCACUCACAUACUGCCAUCCGCACCCUCCUGAACGUCCUUUGCCGGCCCCCGCUGUCUGUCGCCGCCAGCCCUCUCUCGCGCUGCCCUGUUGCACGCAGACACCUUCCCCGCGCUUCCGCCGUCGCCGACACGUAGCCUGUCAACAGCCGCCCUUCUCUCGUCGCCCCUUCGCGUCCCCGUUCACAACUCUUCCUUCGCCCUGCUCCAGGCACCCCACACACGACCACCAGGCUCUCGCGCUCCAGCAGCAAAAGGGUAUAUGUAUUCGCGCCCGAUCCACGAUUUUCAAAUCGACCCUCCGCCCAAGCUGCACACGUCUCGCAUACGGCGAAGGCCGGACAGCGGACAUCACAAAACCAACGGCUAACCGCCCCCCUGUACCGCCCGCUCACCUUCUCGCGCCCGUAUUCUAGAAAAGGGAUCCCAAGGACCUUAUCCGCGAAAGAAAUACACCAGACAGGCAUUCACGUCGCCCCGCGCGGUCAACCGACCAUCCGUCAAUCGUCUGCCGGCUCCAAAUCCGCGUCAGGAAAUCCAGAUCCAACGGAGGAACAACCGCAUGUCUCCGUUUCCGUCACCGUCGCCGUCGUCGUCUCUGUCUACACUCGUCCUCAGUCGCUGUCAUCGACCUUAGAUUCCUUCCGCCACACGCACACGUCCCUUGCCUUGAGCUUAAGUGAGACCCGUUCUGCACUGCUCAGCUGAAACCCCUACGCGUCGCCACAAAGGAAAAGGAAAGAAACCAAACUCGUCUCAUCAGCCUCACCCAUCAAGAUGGCCACCAUCAACAUUCGUCGUGAUGUCUCCGACCCGUUCUACCGCUACAAGAUGGAGCGCAUCCAGAGCAAGAUCGAGGGCAAGGGCAAUGGCAUCAAGACCGUCAUCCCCAACCUGCCGAGCAUCUCUCAGUCGCUCGCACGUCCGCCCAACUACGUGAUCAAGUACUUCGGCUUCGAGCUUGGCGCUCAGACCAACAAGGAUCCCAAGGACGACCGGUGGAUCAUCAACGGUGCUCACGACGCCGCCAAGCUUCAGGACCACCUCGAUGGCUUCAUCAACCGCUUCGUGCUAUGCAAGCAGUGCAAAAACCCGGAGACGGAUCUCAAGUUCAAGGACGGCCGUAUCCUGCUGGACUGCAAGGCGUGCGGCCAACGCACCGAGGCUGACCUGCGUCACAAGCUCAGCUCCUUCAUCUUAAAGGAUGCCAAGUCCGGCAAGGGCAAGAAGGACAAGUCGACCAAGAAGGCCGAGCGCAAGGCUCGCAAGGAGGCUGAGCACGAGAACGGCUUGAUGGCAAAUGGUGGUAGCCCCCAUGACAGCAACUCGGACCACGGUGGAGCUGCCGUCGACGAGGACGAGGCGCUGGCUGCUGGCAGCGACGACGAGCUGACCCGUCGCAUCAACGAGGAUGCCAAGGGCAUCGACGUCGCCGACACCGGCGUCAAGUGGUCUGUCGACACGUCUGACGCUGCCGUGGCUGCCCGUGCCAAUCAACUGCCUUCGGACUUUAAACGCAAUCUCACGCUUGACGACGACGACGAGGAAGGAGCCGAGGGCAACGCAUACGACUCCUUCGGCACCUGGAUCCUAGAGGAGGGUGAGAAGGCUGGCGGCGUCACCAAGCUUGACAACGCUGCCAUUGGCAAAAAGGCCCAGGAGUUUGGGAUCGACAAGAAGCACAAGACCAUGACCGUCCUGGCUCAGACGCUCUUCACCAAGGACGUUGUGUCGCCCAAGAACGACGAGAUUGAGGAGCGCGCUCCCCUGCUUCAACUGAUGAUGAAAGGCUCUGAACGCCAUCAAAAGGCCUUUUUGGGUGGCAUUGAGCGUUUCAUCGAGAAGAACGAUCUGGUGCCCAAGACGUCGCUGCUGCUUAUCAAGCUCUACCAGGAGGACCUGCUGGACGAGGAGCUGGCCAAGUCCUGGGGUGCAAAGGCUAGUAAGAAGUACGUUGACCUGUCCACGUCCAAGAAGAUCCGCCAGAAUGCCAAGCAGUUCCUCGAGUGGCUCGAACAAGCCGAGAGCGAGGACGACGAGGACAGCGACGAGUGAACAGUCCGCGGCAUGAAGACAAGUAUUCCGCAGCUGCGCCUGUCUUUUUCUUGGUAGGGGUUUUUCCCAAUCGCUUGGUCACUCAAGGCUUACUGCUUUGCGUUCAGAAGUCAAGCCGACGCACACGACCACGGCUUGAAGCUUUGUUCUACUCUUUUGUUUUUGUUUCGCUCUGUUUUGGAUUUCUGGAGUCUUUUGACUGCCCACGGACCACUCUCCUCUUCUUCUCCCUUGUCAUUCCUGCGAACUUUUUGUGUUGAUUGGCAAAAGCCGACUGCAUGUGUCACUUUCCCCAACUCUAGCAGUAGACAAAAUUCGAAAAGUUGAACCCAUGAAGACAACUCUCGUGUGCGUGCGCGCUCCUUGUCUUUCCUGUGACGAACAGAACCUGAGUUCCGAUCUC
Messenger RNA from Verruconis gallopava, 2661 nucleotides. RefSeq lists its product as uncharacterized. Gene Ontology annotation, molecular function: eukaryotic initiation factor eIF2 binding; translation initiation factor activity; GDP-dissociation inhibitor activity. Bases 981 to 2258 code for a protein of 425 amino acids. Lineage: Eukaryota; Fungi; Ascomycota; Dothideomycetes; Venturiales; Sympoventuriaceae. Gene Ontology annotation, cellular component: cytosol. The record is from RefSeq and is a predicted model, not a curated record. The transcript is spliced from 3 exons. Gene Ontology annotation, biological process: formation of cytoplasmic translation initiation complex; translational initiation; formation of translation preinitiation complex.